AUGGAACCUUUGAUACAAUAUCUGCUAGUUGUUUUCAUAGCAACAGGACUCCUGACAUCAUAUCCGGUGAAUGGGCUGGACCAAGAUUCGAUGACGCCGGAAUUCUCUCUCGUAAAAGACUUGAUGGCAAACUACAACCCUAAUGUACGCCCUGUGAAAAAUGCAUCUGAACCUAUAGUGGUUGCAAUGAAUAUAGCGUUGAAUCAAAUAAUGGACGUGACCUGGAAUGAUUAUUUCCUGAGGUGGGAUGAGUCCAAAUAUGGAGGAGUAAAAACAAUCAAUCUGUAUUCGAAAGAUGUUUGGGUUCAAGAUAUCACCCUAUACACGGACGUUAAAGGAGAAUUCUACGAGACUGAUCCAUUUCGAGUAAUUUUAACGAGCGACGGAACUGUCCAGUGGAACAUUCCAACAAGGCUUGUUAGUACAUGUAAAUUGGACGUCCAGCAUUUUCCUUAUGACUUUCAGACCUGUAAACUCAAGUUUGGAUCUUGGACGUUUGGAAGCAACGAGAUAGAUUUACAAAACAGAACUGCCUCAGCAGACUUGGCAAUUUAUGAAUCAAACGGAGAAUGGGACCUUGUGUCAGUGGAUGCGGAGCGGCAUUCCAUAUUAUACAACUGUUGUCCAGAGCCUUACAUUGAUGUGACUUACUACAUUAAGAUCAAACGAAAGCCUCUUUAUUACACUUUCAACGUGAUCCUGCCCUGUAUAUUCAUAGUGAUCAUCUCGCCGUUUUCGUUCCUCGUAUCCCCGGGAAGUGGAGAAAGGAUACAACUGGGCAUCACUCUAUUGUUAUCUCUGACGGUUUACUUAUUGUUAGUUGCCGAGCAAUUACCUGUUCAAUCCGAGGGUGUACCAUUAAUAAGUCAAUACUUCAUGGUUACGAUAUUAACUCUGGUCCUGGCGAAUGUGGCAUCCAUAAUAUCAGUUCAUCUCUAUCACAGAGGUUCAUUGACAGACACACUUCCACGAAGGACGAAACUGGUGAUGCGAAAAGUGGCACAACUUGUUUGCAAAGCAGAUGGAUUUGACGACGCCAUUGAUAUGAGGAGCUCUAAAGUAGUUUCAGAAGAUGCGGAACAGGAAAACAAUGUGAUCAAGAGACUUGAUAGUCUUCGCGGAUAUCACGUGACAUCUCAACGAGUUGAGGCGAUCAAAAUGGAGUGGAAGAUGGCAUCACUUGUGCUUGACAGAUGUCUGAUGUUUUUAUCCAGUGUUUUCAUAACACUUUGCUCCUUGUGCUUCUUGCUGUAUAAACCGAACCAAGAUUAA
This is a messenger RNA of Owenia fusiformis, 1272 nucleotides long. Lineage: Eukaryota; Metazoa; Annelida; Polychaeta; Sabellida; Oweniidae. The record is from the annotation of a GenBank genome assembly.